AUGGUGAACUCCACGGAGCAUGUCCAAGAAGCUGUAAUGUUUGCUAAACGCCACGAUCUUCGCCUUAUCGUCCGGAACACGGGCCAUGAUCUAGCGGGUCGAUCCAGCUCGCCCAAUGCAUUGCAGAUCCAUACCCACCGGCUGCAAGAUAUUAAAUUCCACGAAAAUUUUCAGCUCCACGGAUUUGAAAAGUCUUUCGGUCCAGCUGUGAGUGUUGGAGCUGGUGUCAUGAUGGGGGACCUAUACGCAAGGUCCGCGCAAAAUGGAUACAUUGUUGUUGGUGGCGAUUGUCCUACAGUCGGAGUUGUAGGAGGAUUCCUGCAGGGAGGAGGAAUUUCAGAUUUUCUUAGUCUACACCAUGGAUUGGCAGUGGACAACGUUCUGGAAUUUGAAGUUGUGACCGCUAGCGGAGACAUCGUUCUGGCCAACGCUAUUCAGAAUCCGGACCUAUUUUGGGCAUUGCGGGGGGGUGGAGGUGGGACUUUUGGAAUUGUUACGCGAGCUACUAUGCGAGUUUUUCCCGACGUCCCUGCUAUUGCGGCUGAGCUCGGCGUGCAUACAUCCCAAUCUCACGGCAAAUAUUCUCGAAGCCUUGCUGCAUUCUUCACUGUGCUGCAGUCAUUGAACCGUGAAAAUGUUGGUGGGCAGCUGAUCAUCACUGUGAUAUCUGAACACUCUAUUGAGGCAAAACUUAAAAUGUUCUUUCUGGAUCAAACCAAUACGGUGGAUGUCGACCAACGAAUGCAGCCAUUUGUUGAGGAUAUGAGGCGCAUUGAAACUCAUGUGACAUACGAAUCAACAUCAUUGCCGAAACUCAGCAGGAACUAUCGACAGGUUCCCGACAUACACACCGAUAACGACUACGGUGUUCUUGGGUCCACUGUCGCCAUUUCUAACAACUUAUUCAAUGCUUCCAAGGGGCCUACAUACAUGGCCGAGGGUCUGGCCCAACUCCCCAUGCGGCCGGGCGAUCUAUUGUUCACCAGUAACCUCGGAGGGCAAGUCAUGAGAAAUGGAGACCUCAUGGAGACGUCCAUGCAUCCAGCUUGGAGGAAUGCUACUCAGCUGAUCAACUUCGUGCGACCCGUUGAGCCGACUAUUGAAGGAAAAGCAGGUGCAUUACAAAACCUUACGAAUAUUCACAUGCCCUUGCUUUAUGCCAUUGACCCAGGGUUUCGGUUAUCCUAUCGUAACGUGGGGGACCCGAACGAAAAAGAGUUCCAACAGGUCUACUGGGGACAGAGCUAUACCCGCCUGUUACAGCUGAAGCGACGGUGGGACCAAGAGGGGCUUUUUAUUAGCAAGUUAGGAGUGGGUAGUGAGGAAUGGGACUCGGAGGGCAUGUGCAGGACGGGACGACGAUCAUUGAAAAACUUGGCGAUGGAUACGCUGAGCUCACUUGCCCAUUUAAUACAUGUGACGUAUCGAUAUAUUUGGUGA
Penicillium psychrosexuale is the source of this 1440-nucleotide messenger RNA. RefSeq names its product FAD-binding oxidoreductase. The record is from RefSeq and is a predicted model, not a curated record. The transcript has 2 exons. NCBI's taxonomy places the organism in Eukaryota, Fungi, Ascomycota, Eurotiomycetes, Eurotiales, Aspergillaceae. The coding region runs from base 1 to 1440 and encodes 479 amino acids. Gene Ontology annotation, molecular function: FAD binding; oxidoreductase activity.